AUGGGUUGCACUGGAAAGGAAAAACACAUCCGAGCAAAUCGAAAAUCUCAAUCGGUCGGGCCAGAUAACUGCUGUCGUCACGGAAUUUCAAUUUCCAAAUCUAUCAUAGAAUCAGGCCUCAAGCCGCUGAAAUACCAUCUGGGUCUGGACGGUUCGACUCAAAGCCCUAAUCCCGAUUCGCACCCUAACAUCAAACCUGCUCCUAAUGGCGAGGAAUGUGGCUGGGGUUACUGCACAGAAGAACACUUGGAAGAAAUUCUAUUGAAAAACUUGGAGUAUUUAUACCAUGAAGCUGUAUCAAAGCUUGUUACACUGGGGUAUGACGAGGAUACUGCUUUAAAAGCAGUAUUGCGAAACGGGCAUUGUUAUCAUGGUGGUACGGAUUUGCUGACAAAUAUAAUGCAUAACUCAUUGGCUUAUUUAAAUAGUAAUAGUGCUAGUGAUAAUGCAUGUAAAUGCAAUUUGGAUGAGUCAGAGCCUGUCUUCUCAGACUUGAGGGAAUUGCAGGAGUACUCUCUGGCGGUUAUGGUAUAUCUCUUGCAGCAUUUAAGGCCGCAUUUGAGUAAAGGUGAUGCCAUGUGGUGUUUACUUAUGAGUGAUCUUCAUGUAGGAAGGGCAAACAAAGUUGAAAUCCCCGUGCCUCCUGAGCCAGGCGGUGGCAAUCCUGCUUCUUCUACAGUUGAAGCUGUUGACAAUUCAGUAGCUGUGGUGACCCCAUCACUUUGUAGGCUUCAUGGGAGUUGGGCAUUUGCAAAUAGCGGAGACUCAGAUUUCCCUGCCAACGGAUUAUUUUCUUGUGUUGCAGACAUGACUUUACAAAGAGAUAUUGAAUUCCCAAGGCAUUUUAAUCUUUCUCCUUCUAUGAAGUCAUUGUUGAAAAGAAAUGUGGCGGUGUUUGCUGCUGGUUUGAGGGCAAAUUCAAAACAAUUGCAAACAAAAGCAAAAGCACGUCCUGGCAGUAGUUCCUCAUCUAACUUGGAUUCUCUUCCUAUUCUGGGGACCAAACCUCCAGUUGAGAAGUCAGGGAAUUCUCAGAAUCAAAAUAACCAAGAUGCUCUGAAUUCAGUUCUUAGUAGAUUCCGUGAUCUAAAUUUUGAUGAGAAUUUGGAGUCUCUGGCAGAAGAUCACAAGGAUGAGGUGACUUCCGCUAUACUUCAUCAGAUUAGUGAUCUCGAGAAACAGGUACAGGAACGAAAAGAUUGGGCUUAUCAGAAGGCAAUGCAAGCUGCGAGAAAGCUAAGCAGUGAUCUGACUGAGCUGAAAAUGUUAAGGAUGGAAAGAGAAGAGGCUCAGAGAUUGAAGGAAGGGAAGCAGGCCCUUGAGGACACAACUAUGAAAAGACUUUCAGAGAUGGAAAUUGCACUGAGAAAGGCUAGCGGUCAGGUGGACCGUGCCAAUGCAGCAGUGAGGAGACUUGAAACUGAAAAUGCAGAGCUCAAAGCAGAGAUUGAGGCUUCUAAAUUGAGUGCUUCAGAGUCAGCCUCAGCUUGCUUGCAAGUUGCAAAGAGAGAGAAAAAGUGCUUGAAGAGGCUUGUAGCUUGGGAAAAACAGAAAGCUAAGAUACAAGAGGAGAUUUCACAUGAGAAGGAUAAAAUACUGGAGCUGCAAAAAAUGUUGGGUCGGAUCCAACAAUGUCAGAGAGAAGCUGAGAUCAAGCGGAGGGAGGAGUUGAGGGCUAAAGAGGAAGCCUUAACGCUGAUCAAGGAGGAAAAGCGGUUGAAGGAAGAAGUAGAGGCUAAUAAUAAGGGGAAGCUCGAGGCUCUACGGUUAAAGAUAGAUAUAGAUUUCCAACGCCACAAGGAUGAUGUCCUCAGACUUGAACAGGAACUCUCACGUCUUAAAGCAUCUGAUCAGCCUGCUAAAUUGUACCAUCACCAAUCAAACAGUUCACCUGUGGGUGAGUCCGAGGAUGCAAAGCCCCAGGUAGAGACAAUUGCUAUGCUGCUUCAAGAAUUAGAUAAAUUAGAGGAAAUCUCCAAGAAAGGAGACAACUAUGAUAGGGAAUGCAUUAUAUGUAGGAAAGAUGAAGUGUCUGUUGUAUUCUUGCCGUGUGCACAUCAAGUGAUGUGUGGUAGGUGCAGUGAUGAGUAUGGGAGAAGUGGCAAUGCCCUUUGUCCUUGUUGCAGGGUUUCAAUCGAACAGAUGGUCCGUGUAUUUGGGCCAACUUCUUAGCUUAUAUUCUGGUCCAGAUAUUUGCUGAUUUUUCACAUUUUACUUCCAAUCAUUAGGGUUGUUUGUCUUUAAUCUCUUAAUACAAUGCAUGCUGUGAUAAUUGCUCAUUUGUCAUUAAUAAUUUUUUUUUGAAAUCUCAUUAUAAUU
Molecule: messenger RNA, 2319 nt
Organism: Neltuma alba
Lineage: Eukaryota; Viridiplantae; Streptophyta; Magnoliopsida; Fabales; Fabaceae
Product: MND1-interacting protein 1
Exons: 2
Coding region: 1-2172 (723 amino acids)
Source: RefSeq, a predicted model, not a curated record